AUGGUUCAGGCUGGAAUAAUUCGUCCCAGCACAUCGGCAUAUUGUGCGCCUACGUUUUGCGUUAAGAAACCGGUUGGCUGGCGCAUUGUCCACGAUUAUCACCUACUUAACAGUGCAACUAUUUUGCCUGCUAUUCCAAUGCCUAGGAAGGAUGACACGUUCGAUGCGAUGGGCGUUAUUGAUUAUCCUGCAUGGAUCUAUUGUGGGGAUACUAUCAAGUCAAACUACAUGAAUCAGAUAUUCCAUUUACGGCGUUUUCGACGCCCGACGGUCUUUUUGUCGUCGCCCGACGGUCUCUUUGAGUAUCUUGUCACUCCGAUGGGUUUGAAUGGAAGCACGGGCACGUUUAACCGUUUGCUACAGCGUGUUUUUAGUGCCUUGUGUGAUGGCAUGCGCAUAUACUUUGAUGACAUUUACGUGUACACGCAAGAUCAAGAUGUCCAGAAGCACGUAGAUACUCUGUAUCAAGUGCUUAUGCGCUGCCAGGAACAGCUAUUGUAUGUGAAGCUAUCAAUGUGCCAACUUUGUGUUGAAGAAAUCCUUUGCCUUGGUGACUUCGUUGGCCAUAACGGUGUGAGCAUGGAUCCAGACAAAGUUCGUGUUAUAAAGGAAUGGCCUGCACCACGGACCAAGAAACAGAUGGAAAGGUUUUGGUUGCAGAUCCAUUGCAUGAAAGUACUAAGGGUGUACGCCCGCAAGAAGCCUUACAUCUUACCGAUCAUCAACUUGAGUGUUUCGACGAACUUAAACGUCGACUUUCAACACCUCCAGUCUUACAAUUUCCUGAUUUCAACAAACCAUUUGGUAUCCGCAUGGAUGUCUCAAAAUUUGCCAUAA
This is a messenger RNA of Phytophthora megakarya, 837 nucleotides long. Lineage: Eukaryota; Oomycota; Peronosporomycetes; Peronosporales; Peronosporaceae. The record is from the annotation of a GenBank genome assembly.